AUGCAGGCCAUGAUUGAGGCAAGCUUCCGCCCCGUGGAGUUCGCGCUGGGCCCCCCCGAGAACGUGUCCGUGUUGUGUCCCGUGCACAAGGUCGAGAAAUGCGCGGACUGCGACGUGGACUACGCCGGCUUGAACCGCCUGUCGCGCACGCUGCACACCAACACCAACCUGCGCUGCCCACCACCUCCCAACUUGGUAAACAAGCAGCUGACGCAGGCGGUCACAAACACAAAGGAGGAAGGCAAUGCCUUGUUCAAGGGCGGACUAUAUGACAAGGCCAUUCAGCGGUACACAAUGGCCGCAAACGUUGCAACUCAGCGCGCGCCCUGGGAACACCAAGCCCUCCUGCGCGAGGAGUUGGCCACUGUCCUCUCCAACCGCGCUGCUGCAUAUCUCGAGGCAGGCGACUACAUCGCAUCCCUUGUUGACGCCGAGGUUGUCAUCCAGCUGAGGCGCAACUGGAGCAAAGGCUACUUCAGGAAGGCCAAGGUGCUCGUGAAGAUGGAUCGAAAGAGCGAGGCCAAAGAGGCCAUUCAGGUUGGGCUAGCCUUCGAUCCUGACAACAAAGUAUGUUCUUCUGUGCGCUUGUUGGUGUGUGCUCAUCUCAACUUCGUCCCAGGAACUGCAAGACGUACUCGCACGAAUCGAUUUCUUCCUCGCCAGGAGAGAGUCCAGUGA
Molecule: messenger RNA, 678 nt
Organism: Fomitopsis serialis
Lineage: Eukaryota; Fungi; Basidiomycota; Agaricomycetes; Polyporales; Fomitopsidaceae
Exons: 2
Coding region: 1-678 (225 amino acids)
Molecular function (GO): Hsp90 protein binding
Source: RefSeq, a predicted model, not a curated record